ACGACACCCCGAGGACUGAGAGAGGCACGGGGGGGAGGAGAGAGUAGCACUGAGUGGUGUGAGAGUGAGUGGAGGACUAAAAAAAAAAAGUCUGUAAAGAAAGAGAGGUACCUCUCCAACGUUAAUUUCUGUCAAAGAAGUAACGAAGCUUUGCGGCGGGGAGAUGUCAAACAGUGGCGAAGAUGCGGUUGAGACGGAGUAAACAGCUACCGGACAGUUAGCGAAAGAACUUGUUAGAGGAUAGAAAAAGGCUUUUGGCUGGCGCGAGUCGGGACGGUUGGCCGUUUCACCGCAGAUUUCAACGCUGCUAGUUACGGGACGAGACGCGAGGACCGAAACAGCGAGGUUUGACCGCUCACCUCGGUGGAAAGCCAGCCCUUCGUUCGAUUUGGUCGGUUGGCGGAGAGUCGGGGGGAAACGGAGCGAGAGAGCGCGGUGGCUCGAGAAGAGCGAGCCGCUGAAGCAGCAGCUACAAAAGUUUGCCGUGUGUCUUCACCUAGUUUUCCAGACUGGGAACGAGAGGCGAAGGAAGAGGCCGAGAGACUGACUUUUCUUUCCGCAAUCAACUUUGUGGAAUUCAUCCAGUUUAGUGAAUUUUAGCCACUUGCUGUCUUGCUAAGUAGCUAAAACAGAAAGAAUGAAAACACCUGGAGAUACUGGGUUUGCCUUCCCAGAAUGGGCUUACAAGCCUGAGUCGAGCCCCGGGUCCAGGCAGAUCCAGUUGUGGCAUUUCAUCCUGGAGCUGCUCAGGAAAGAGGAGUAUCAUGAUGUCAUUGCCUGGCAAGGGGACUAUGGCGAGUUUGUCAUCAAGGACCCAGACGAAGUCGCCCGACUGUGGGGGGCCAGGAAGUGUAAACCCCAAAUGAACUACGAUAAACUGAGCAGGGCACUGAGAUACUACUACAACAAGAGGAUCCUUCAUAAGACCAAAGGCAAGAGGUUCACCUAUAAGUUCAACUUCAAUAAACUGGUUUUGGUCAACUACCCCUUCAUCGACAUGGGCUCCACUGGAAGCAGUGUUCCUCAGAGCGCCCCUCCUGUCCCCACCGGUGCAGCGACCCACUUCCGCUUUCCUCCUUCAACACCCUCCGAAGUCCUCUCCCCCAAUGAGGACCUACGCAGCCCCGGCGGCAUGUUCAGCUCUGUGGCCCGACGAAUAGCGCGUGGCUCCGUCAGUGACUGCAGUGACGGCACCUCGGUCAACUCUGAGAUUGAGGAGGGCAACACAGGAGCGGGAGAGGAGAGGGGAGAGAGGGGUGUGAGCGGAGGAGGAGGAGGAGGACCUGGUGGAGGAGGAGGAGGCUACCGGAGUAUCAUCCAUCCCCGUCUGUCUCAUGAAACCCUGUUCCGCAUGUAUGGAGGACCAGGCAACCCUGCCAGCCACCCAGGUUCCCGUGGUCCGGCAGGACACCGGAUUCACCCAGAGCCCCUGUCCCCCUUCCCUGUGUCCCCUCUUCCAGGGCCAGGAGGAGCUGGCCUCCUAGCCCCUCCCCUGUCCCCAGCGCUCUCUAUGACCCCCACAUCUCACCUAACCUACACUCCCUCGCCCACCCUGUCCCCCAUGUUAGGCUCCCACUUUUCCUUCAACCCAGAGGACAUGAAGCGCUACCUGCAGGCCCACACCCAGUCGGUGUACAACUAUGGCCUCAGCCCCAGAGCUUUCCUCCAGUACCCCAACAUCGUUAUUCCUCAGCCCCACCGGCCUGCUGCAGACAAGGCUGGUCUGAGCGGAGAAAGAGGAGUGGCCGAGAGAGCAGAAAGAGCAGCAACAGCAGGCGUAGGAGAGAGGGGAGGAGAGCGGCACCACCAUCCACCUCUGUCUCACUCCGCCCACCACCACCCACAUCCACCUCACUCUGCCCAUCCUCACCCCCAUUCCCACCCCAUGCAUCACCCACUCCAUCUGGGUGAGGAGCCUCCACACAUGUCUCCCUUCAAGUUCAAGCUGCAGCCACCACCACUAGGCAGGAAGCAGAGGGAGACUCAAAGCCAGAGCAAACCCAGGCAGAGCUCGCUGUCCUCAGGCUCAGGAUCCGGGUCCAUGUCGUCUACCUCUGGAUUGGGCUCCUCGCUGUCAUUCGGCAGUGACCUGAGCUCAGCCAGUGGCUCAGGCCUCAUCUCUGCCUCCUCUUCAACACAGUCUCUAAACAGUGCGGGACUUCCCAAGAUAAAGGUGGAGCCUAUCUCUGACAUAGAGUCAGAGGAAGAGGUGGAGGUGACUGACAUCAGUGAUGAGGACCCAGAUGAAAGGGAUGAAGAGUUUGAGCUCUACUCCUCUCGCCACUCCAGAGCCCCUGCCCGUCACCACCAUCACCACCACCUUGCUAACGGCACAGCCGCACCCCACCAUCAACCCCAUCCCGAUGAGGACCUGGAUGAGGAUGUCUUCAAAGCCCCUGCUCCGCCUCCACCUGGCCUGAUGCCCUUUUUUACCUCGCAGCACACACACUCCAACGCACAUCGUGGGCUGCUCACCCUCAAGAGUGAACCCACCGAGCCAGGGGAGAGCAACACGCCCCCACCUCAGACGGGCUCGGCAGGAGCUCCCCAGACCAAGUGUAUCCCCCUCAAGCUGCGCUUUAAAAGGCGCUGGAGCGAAGACCAGCGCAUGGAGGCCUCACAGGAGGAGUCAGACGACAAGAAAGUACGACCAGAGGAGGAGAGGGAAAGAGAGAGGCAAAGUAAUGGACAAAUGGAGAUGGAGGAGGAUGGGACAGGCAGUGGAGAAGGGGACAGUCCUCCCCCGUUGGCGUAUGAGGGCUCUUUAGCCACACCGUUGGCCUCACACCGGAGGGUGAGCGCAGAGCUGCAUCGUGCCACUGCACAGCUGUCCCUGGAGAACAAAGACUGCUGAUGAGACACACACCCCAAACACUACUGCUCCAGUAGCACAGGAGGUGGUACAGGAGUUUGUAAAUGGUUCCUCUGUAAUCCCUCUCCCACACUGAAAAACUAGUUUCCUGAAAUCUCCAGUGAACUUGGAGGAUAGUCCAACAUACACACAUACAAAACCAACACCUCAAAGACAGCCCGACUCUUGUUUUGUCAGAUCCCCCACCAGUGUUCUGUCUGGAUCAGGGCUUAUCUGGGACAUAUCCUUUGGGAGGAGGGACUCACUCAGUCUCGGCCAUCCCAGGCUGAGUGACUGUAACGGCGCUAAAAUCAGAGGGAUGCUCCCCAAUGAAACUUGGCCACAAGGUCUCCUCCCACCUGGCCAGUGAAGCUCUAGAUGCCCUGUCCCAGUAGAACAGCCUCUGCCUUCAGGGCCCCACCAGUAGGAUCAGCAGCCAGUCAGGGGACACACACUCCCUUACAGCCCAGCAACACACCCAGGAUGACAGUGUGCACACUCUCCCCUAUGCUACUUUUCCAAUAAGACGACAGGACUUUGAUAAGUGCCUGUAUCUAAAACCCACAGCCCUGGAGUGACAUGGAAGAGAGUAAAGAUGGGAGAGUGUGAGGGAAGAGGACUGCUUUGAGUUAUUAUCCUUUAACUCAUGAAACCUUUAAAAAGUCUGGCAGAUACAAAAAAAUCAUGAGAACAAAAAAGAAAGUGUGUGUCUAAGAAUGAAGAGCUGAAGAGUGGGGCUGUUGGUGUUGUCUGACUGACUCUUAAACCUGGCCCACUCCACUCAGGGAAGCCUAUUGCUGUAUGUUUAUUGGAUUCAUGCACACAAACACACAACACAAAAAAACAAACAAAAAAAAACCCCAGCGAACAGUGAAUGGGACUUGGGGACUAUGGACACUAAACAGUGUUCAAAGCGACGCAAGACCAUACACACUCACAAAGAUGCACUCGUGCAUACACAGACUUUGACUCUCUGGCACACUGUUCUCUCAGAGCUUAUGACUUUUGUAUAACCUUCCCUCUGUCUCUCUCCUGUCCUGCCCCUCUUUCUCUUGCGGACCACCUGUGGAAAGAUCACGACUCCACUCACAGAAAUAACAGGAGAUGGAAAAGACAAGAGAAGAAGAGCUGCUGAGGGGACCACAAGGGGAAGGCAGCAGGGGGAGGAAGGAUUUGAUGGGGGGGGGGCUCCAGUAACUUAACUAACCUUCUCACCUCACCUAACAUGGCUUGUACACUGAAAAUAGUUUCCCUCCAGUUCCAGCAGAAUCCUAGUUCACCAGCUAAAGCUCCUCUAACAAUCAUAUUUAGUGUUAAGCUAAACCAGCAAAGACACACACACACACACACACACACACACACACACACACACACACACAAACACUCUCACGCUCACACACAUGCACAGCACUGCCUUUAGCUCUUAAAUAUGCUCCCUCUCUCUCUCUGUCUGGACCUCCAGCUCUCCUUGUAGUGGCGUCAUCCUCAGGUCCUGAGAGUGUGUGAGACUGCCGGGCCUGUUGACUACACAAGUUGAGAGCCUGAGAGAGCAGGGAACGCACGCACUGCCUCUUUUAUGCCUUGUUUUUAUAGCAUGUACAAAAGUGCAAACUGAGCUCUAUAACACACAUGCAGAAUAUACCUUUAUAUAUUCUAUAUGAAAUUAUUAAAGAAAAGUGAGAUUUUAAAAGAACCAUAGCGUUUUAAUGAUUUGAUUGAUUCAGAAUUUUUUGUAAGUGGAUUAUUUUGAGUGGUCAGAUGUGUCAUGCCAUUCAUUCAGUAAUAUACUCUAGUAUGGAGGGUGGGAAGGCAGAAUGAAGAGGGGUGGGGGUCCACUGUUCUCUCGUACAGUUGUUUCAUAGACAAACAGGCCAGAGAAAAACCACAGGCCAUUCUACCAGCAAGGAAAAAAACAAGACUUGAACAGACUGCUAAUGAUUCAGAUGUGUGGUUCACUCUGCUGUUCACUUCAUUUGCAGUAGCUUGCCCUUUUCAACACACAGCCCUCUCUGCUCUUUCCUCUUUCCUGCAGUCUAGCUCAGCUCAUUGGGGUUCUCCCCAGCCUGAGCUGUCCUGGCCCCAUGCCGCCUCUCCAGGCUCUGUGUGUGUGUGUGUGUGUGUGUGUGUGUGUGUGUGUGUGUGUGUGUGUGUGUGUGUGCGUGUGUGUGCGCGUGUCUGUGCACGCGUGUGUGUGCGUGUGUGGUAGCUCAUGGGUUAUUAGUGAGGUAGUAAUCCUGUCUUUUCUCCAAGGCCAGUUAGCAAAAUGCUCCAAAGUUCUCAGGAGCUCUGGAUUGGAGCAAAGGAGAGAGAGGGGGGGGUUAAGGGGUUAAUCAUCAGUAUAAAACGGCCCGAAAAAGUCAGACAGAUGAGGCCGUGUCCUCAAAUGCCCUCUCCUCGAAAAAUGCACACACACGCACACACACACACACACACAAAUGACCGUGUUUGUGAUUAUGUUUUAACAUCCUGGAGCUUUUUUUCUGUGCAGCCAGGUCAUCCAGGCGUCUGAUUGGUUAACUGAGCUGUGUUGACCAGAGAGAGGCCUGUCCCCGCCUGGCCAGCGACAAGACGGAUCUAUAGCAGCAAACUGUGAGAUAGAUGGCCUCCAGGCGGUCUGUGUAGCUGAGCUGAUCGAAUUUCCUCAUCAGACCCCUGUGGUCUGGACUGGAGCAUGUCACAACACGCACACACAUGCGCGCGCACACACACACAUACACACACAAACACACACCCUCAUCCCCACCAAGUCCAGUGUCUGUAUUUGAACUGACAGCUGCCUUAUUAUUACUUUUCAUAUCUCAGCAACAGAUGAGGCAUCAGUCUACCUUCUCUGCACACUUUUCUCUUUUCUUUCUGUUUCAUUUUUUCCUCGCUCUGUUUCAGGCGUUGUCUGACUUCCUGCAAGCUGCGUCGUGAUCUGACUCAGUCAUGAUAUUACAGGGCAAAAAGAUUGAUUGGAGCCUGAUUGUAACACAGGCUCUCUCUCUCUCUCAACCUCUACAGUCAAAGAACGGUAGACAAACAGCACAAAGAUUACAUUUCUCUAUCAAAAGAAUAAAGGUUUCUCAGUUUAUUUUUCUGAUGUCAAUAUUGCUAUUGAUUAUUGUUGUUGUUGUUAUUAUUGUUCCAAUUGGGUUAUUUACCUCUCCUCCUGGCAUUAUUAUUAUUCCAUGGUUCUGUUAGCUGUUGGUUUUUAUGUUGCGUACAUCACUUUGGAUGAUGUGGAAACCCCCCAAACUCCAUUCCCUGUUUCAAACCUUCAAGCCCCUGAACCAGAAAUCUUUUUCCAGUCUUUAAUUUUUACAAAUGUAAUAUAACUAAAAUGUGUAACAUUCAUUUUGAUGCUGACAGAGAAAUAACAUCGGGGACUGAGAGGGAAGAGCAGUUUCGGAGGAUUUUAUUCAGGGGCAGAGGGGAAGUGAUUUUAUCUUUUUUGUCAUGUAUUGUAAUUUUUAUUUUAUAUUGUUACUUUUUUCUCUCUCUCUCUCUCUCUCUCUCUCGCUCUUGUAUAUUUUUUCAUUUUUUGGGGGGAGGGUGGGGUUGUAUCAUUUUAAAAGAAGAAAAAAGAUGUGUAUUGUUUUACUGUGUAAAGGUCUAUCUUCUCCCUCUUUCAGUCUCUUCUUCUUUCGCCUCGUCUCCCCCGAGCAGUUACAUAACACUCAGAUGGAGAGAUGAGACUUAAUACCAUGAUGUAACAUUGAAUUUCUCCACUUCUUUCGUGUUUUUUUUUUUCCAAACUUGUAAUUAAGCUGUAAUCAGGGUUAAUUA
Xiphias gladius (swordfish) is the source of this 6619-nucleotide messenger RNA. It is a transcript of the gene erfl3, whose product is annotated as Ets2 repressor factor like 3. The record is from RefSeq and is a predicted model, not a curated record. NCBI's taxonomy places the organism in Eukaryota, Metazoa, Chordata, Actinopteri, Istiophoriformes, Xiphiidae. Gene Ontology annotation, biological process: regulation of transcription by RNA polymerase II; cell differentiation. The transcript is spliced from 5 exons. Bases 638 to 2854 code for a protein of 738 amino acids. Gene Ontology annotation, molecular function: sequence-specific DNA binding; DNA-binding transcription factor activity, RNA polymerase II-specific. Gene Ontology annotation, cellular component: nucleus.